UGGUCACGUGAUGCAUCGCCCGCGGCCGUUGAACGUGUUUCUUCGUGUGGCAACGAACUCCGACAAACCACGCCGUUAAACCCUGCUCCUGGGCCAUCUUCAGCUCCAGAUCCACUGCCGGUGCCUUUCACCGAGGAAUCACAAGAUAAGUCGCUAGAUGAUGACAUUCUUUGCCUUCUGGGUGAUGCUCCCAUGCCCGAAACAAUUUAUGGAAAAAAUGUGCACAAGGAUAUCGCGAGUAGAUGGCAAGAGAUUCUGAAUAAGGGUUUACCAAAAGAAACAAAAGAUAAACUUUUAAAAGAGUAUUUGGUGCCUGCAAAUUGCGAUUUCCUGGUACCUCCAACCUUAAACCCGGAAAUUAAAGCCGCUUUAGGGGAGCUUAUGAUUAAACGGGAUUAUGUUUUGUCCGAAAAACAGAAACAAAUAGGUGUAGCUUUAGCUGCGUUAGCUCAGGUCACAGAACUAUUAGUUUCAAAAGAAACUUCUGUGCAGAAAAUUUUGAAACCACUUAGUGAUGCAAGUCGCCUUUUAUGCGAUGCUCACUUUGCAGAAACAAAAACACGAAGAAAUUUCGUUAUUUCCGCUAUUAAACCCGAAAUGAAGGACACAUUAGUUCAGAGUGCAAGAACUAACUUUCUAUUCGGAGACAACGUAGGUGAAAAGUUAAAGACAGCAACAACAAUCCAAAAAUCAGGAGAAAAUUUGAGACCUCAGCAAAAACCUAAAUUCCACAAAAGCAAUUUUAUUAACAGAAAUAAUUCUAAACCCAGGUUAAACCAGAAAGCCCUGCAUCCGAAAGCUGCGGGAAGAACCGAUGCGGGGCGAGGUCGCUUUACAACAAAUCGGACCCGCACAUUCGAAACCACUCGCCACAGCAACAACGACCGCUCGCCGUCGCCACGACGCCUUCGCAGUCGCCCUACUGCUCGGACCCGCAGGGAUUAAUAGCCGAUUACGAGGUACAGUACGCAGGAUACUCCACAACCUACAUCAGAGUCUUCAGUUAGUUGCCGUGAAGUUGUCCGGCAAGCGUUAAUUAAGAAAUCAUUAUCUUAUAAAUCAAUUGACAUAAUGCUUAAUUCACUUUCAGACAAUACAUAUAAACAGUACGACUGUUGUAUCAGGGCAUGGGUUAGGUAUUGUAAUAUUCAUAAUUAUGAUUACGACAAUUCCUCUGUUCAUAUUAACAUUGCUUUUUUAACGGAAGUUUUUGAAAGUGGAGCACAAUAUGACACAAUACACUCUUACAAGUCUGCCUUGUCUUUACUAUUAGGUCAUAAUUUAUUAAAUAAUAAUGAUGUCUGUCGUUUCAUGAAGGGAGUUUUCAGGCUGAGACCUACAAAACCUAAAUAUGAUCUUACUUGGGACCCAGCUGUUGUCUUAAAUUAUUUAGCGCUACAAUGGCCUAAUGAAGACCUCAGCCUGGAAAAUCUCUCCAAGAAAACACUGACUUUACUGGCGCUGGUAACUGCUCAUCGUGUACAAACGUUUUCAUUGAUUAAAAUCUCAAAUAUAGACCUGUCAAACUUACAUCAAAUUAUCAUCAAAAUACCCGAUUUAAUAAAAACGUCAAAGCCUAAUUCUUUUCAGCCUGUUCUUAAAUUACCGUAUUAUAAUGAUAGACCAGAAAUAUGUCCCGCAAGGUGUAUAAAAGAAUAUAUAAAUAAAACAAGUUGUUUACGCAGUAACAAUAAUGAUAAUUUAUUUAUUAGUUACAGACGGCCACACAGCAAAAUAUCUGCUCAGAGACUUAGUCACUGGGUAAAAGAUUGUUUAAAAAAUAGUGGUGUAGAUACUUCUGUUUUUAGUGCUCAUAGUACACGUCAUGCAUCAACUUCAGCGGCCGGAAAACUUGGUGUUUCUAUAGAAACGAUUAAAAAGACUGCUGGAUGGAGCCAGUCUUCUCUUGUAUUUGCACGUUUUUAUAAUAGAAAUAUAAAUGUAAAUAAUGAUGAUUUUGCACGAGCUGUAUUAUCUUCCAUUUAGAUAAAUGUCAACAUUUUUGUAAUUUAUAAAUUAAAUAAUUUAUGUUACUAUCA
Pectinophora gossypiella (pink bollworm) is the source of this 2039-nucleotide messenger RNA. RefSeq lists its product as uncharacterized. NCBI's taxonomy places the organism in Eukaryota, Metazoa, Arthropoda, Insecta, Lepidoptera, Gelechiidae. The transcript is spliced from 2 exons. Gene Ontology annotation, molecular function: DNA binding. Gene Ontology annotation, biological process: DNA recombination; DNA integration. The record is from RefSeq and is a predicted model, not a curated record. The coding region runs from base 1072 to 1986 and encodes 304 amino acids.